Messenger RNA from Exophiala oligosperma, 1089 nucleotides. RefSeq lists its product as uncharacterized. Bases 1 to 1089 code for a protein of 362 amino acids. Lineage: Eukaryota; Fungi; Ascomycota; Eurotiomycetes; Chaetothyriales; Herpotrichiellaceae. The transcript has a single exon. The record is from RefSeq and is a predicted model, not a curated record.
AUGGCACAGCCGAGUCCCGACGACAGUCCCAUCGAAAGGUCCGAUGGCAGCCUCACGGAUAAGCCCAACGACAGUGACGGGGUUGUUGAAAAGUUCGAAAGUGGUGAGAAUCAAAAAAGCCCCACGUCAUCACCAUCACCACAGUAUGGACACAACAUUCGCAGUGCCCGUGUCACGGACAAGUAUGUGUUUUUCUGGAACGGUCCCCUGUCGAACUGGAACGCUGGCCGACCUUUUAGUGGUCGUCGAGCAAUGGACCUUUUGAUCGACAGACUCGACCGCUCCCAAAUCUCUCGUCCGUCCCGUACGGCGUUGUCAACUGUCAUGAUGGGCCGUCACGAAUUCAACUGUGGUGAACAAUUCAUGAUGGCCUGCAAGGGUUGGUUGUUUGAGACGGCCACGAUCAGAGGUGCAGACUUGGAUACGUCGACGCUUGCAGAAGACAAUGUUGAGAGGAUUUGUAAAGCGAUACUAGGGGAUGGAGAUGACGGUACCAGAAAACAGGGGCAGGGACAGCGACAGCAACCCGUCGGACAUGAACGUGUACAGCAAUCUAAGCCAGACCAAAGGAAAUCGAACACCACCAUCAAUAAAAACACCAGGAACAAGAAGUCGUCGUCGUCGUUGUCGUCGUCGUCGACGACGAAAAAAGAUCGAAGAGGCAUCGAUGUUGAUGUUGACGUAGAAACCGAGAUUGACAUCGGAAUCGAUCAUGAUGGUAUCGCUGGAGGCACUCUCGCUGCUUGCCUCCUCACGCCGGACCCGAGGUUACAAAAGGCCCUGGGCAGACGCACACGCGGGUUCGACGAGAAAGUUUGGAAAAAGGCGAGCAAAGCUGUCGCGGUGGCGGGUAGUAUCGCCCGCGCCGAGGCCGACGAGGAACUGCGACACGUGUAUUUGGGUGCGGCCGGGGUCGAGUGUAGCAACAGAAACUUUGUAGAAGGGUCACCUAUGGACAAAGUCUGGGGCAUUGGAUUGAGGUGGGACGAUCCUUGGGCCGACGACGAGACACAUUGGCGUGGCGAGAAUAGACUUGGAAAGUGUCAUGACGAGGCUGCCGAAUGGCUUAGACAGGAGUACAACAAGUGA